CCGACGAGAGGCAAACAGGAACAUGCGUCUAUACGCUGAAGCCAGGCGAGAGAUCGACCUUCAGAGAUACUACCACCCUUGGCUUGAUGCCCAGAAUCUCGUCAAUCAGGCCGAUGGACGAGCGAAGGGCCUCACUUACGAGGGCUUCAAGCCGCGCACCUCGGCCGAUAAGUCUCUCACGGCGUUUGCCCAGCUCGCUACUCUGCGCUUGAAUGUACGAAGGGCCAUGGUAUCGCUUAUCGACUCGAACAAACAAUAUAUUUUGGCCGAGGCAACGCAAACACUGUCGCUUCAGACACAGAGUGCAGAGCGCAAAGAGGACGAAGUAUGGCUGGGUCAUUCUGUCAUUGCACGCAACGACGCCGUGUGCCACCAUGCCUUCAAUUCCAUCUAUACUGCUCGUGAGGAGAAUGGCGAGGAGUACGUGGCCAACGCCCUGAUCAUCCCAGACUGCCGCGAGGACUCUCGCUUCUGCACUCGCGACUACGUUGUCGCCGAACCAGGGGUUCGGUUCUACGCUGGUGUUCCUAUCACCACCAAGAAUGGCCAUAGGAUAGGUGUUUAUGCUGUGUCGGAUGAAAAACCACGCGCUUCUCUCUGUGCUGCCGACGUUAGAUUUCUUGAAGAUGUGGCAGCAACUGUCAUGGAACAUUUGGAGCUGGCCAAGAACAGCGACGCUCGUAACAGUGGUGAGCGUAUGGUCAAUGGAUUGACGGACUUCAUCCAACGCUCUUGCUCGAAAGAGUUCCAAGGCGCGGCCGGACAUCGUCCAACAACACUAGAGAAGCAGACGGAGAAUGCGCGGCUUGAAGCUAUAGCGGAUGAAGAGCCUUCGGGUGCUUUGCCCGUAGCUAAGCAGUCGUCCCAACGCAAGCGGGAGUCCGAGCCUGACACCUCGCGCAUCUUUCAGAGAGCCGCUCGCAUUAUCCGCCAGUCGACAUAUGCCGAAGGUGUUGUCUUUUUUGAUGCGUCUGCUGCACAUCUAGGUAAAUCAUUCGAUAAUGCCAAUUUUUCUGGGAGUAGUGAUGAAAACUCCUACUCGUCCGCUACGGCCGGCUCAGCAACAGCAAGUCAGAGAAAACGAAGCAUCCGGCGCAACAAGUCAGCGAGCCAAGGGAGAACCGUACCAGGAGAUCAGGAAGGUGGUCAGGAUGCUUUGCCUGUGGCGGAGAGCAAACCCUGCCCAGUCGCCGGUAUAUCUUGUCGUGAGAGCCUUGCACCUGUGGAUGAAGAAAAUUUCGUCUUUACAGAAGCCAGUUUGGAGCGCUACAUUAACAAAUAUCCUCACGGUAAGUUCUUUAACUUCGACGCGGAGGGUACUGGUGUCAAUUCGAGUGAUGAGAAAUCGGAAAGUGCUCCUGAACAGACCGAUGAAGGUUUCUACAGUAGCACUGCUACCGCCCCCAAGAGACAUAGGAAAAUCAGCGAUCGCUUCAUUCCCACCGAACUAAUCAAGAUCCUGCCAAAUGUUCGCAGCUUGAUCUUCCUGCCUCUGUUUGAUCCUGCCUCUGAGAAAUGGGUGGCCGUAGGGUUCGUGUGGACGACAUCAGCAGGAAGGAUAUUGAAUCCUGACAACGAACUGCCUUAUUUGAAGGCCUUUGGGAAUUCAAUCACUAGCGAGAUUGCACGAUGGAACGCGCAGAAGGCCGAUCGUGCCAAAACCACCUUCAUUGCGUCAAUAUCUCAUGAGUUGAGGUCGCCGCUUCAUGGAAUUCUGGGUUCUGUUGAAUUCUUACGUGAUGCCGUCUCCUCCAAUUAUCAGCAAUCCUUAGUCCAUUCGAUUGAGACUUGUGGCAAAACCCUCCUGGACACCAUUGAUCAUGUUCUGGAUUAUGCCAAAAUCAACAAACUGCGUAGUGCUAACACCCAUCGUAAGCACUCGGGUAAGGGCCGCAAUCGUCGGGUCCCGGCCGAUAAUUCUAUACUGGGAGUUACAACCAACUUCAACCUGGCGCAGCUCGUGGAAGAAGUCGUUGAGACCGUCAGUGCUGGCCAUACCUUCCGCAAAUCACACGACAUUCACAAUGCCGCAUUUCACGACCAAGGGAUUCGUUCGAGGACCACCAGCAUAGCUGGGGGAGAAAAAGCCGACGACCGAGACGCACCAGGCUUUCUGAACAAUAAAGGUGACGUAAUUGUCACUUUCAGUGUCGCGCCUCUGCUCAAGUGGAUCGUCCGAUCUCAGCCGGGUGCUUUGCGUCGCGUAGUGAUGAAUCUUCUCGGCAAUGCUCUCAAAUACACCGAGACCGGCUUUAUACAAGUCUCACUGGAGCAAAAUCAAGAAAGAUUCGAUGACCAUAGCGUGGAGUUUAAGCUCUCAGUACAAGACUCUGGACGCGGUAUGUCAAACGAAUAUCAGCGUACCAAGCUGUUUUCCCCCUUCAGCCAGGAGGACCCCUUUUCAAACGGAACUGGUCUCGGACUUUCGAUUGUCAAGCAAAUUGUUGAAUCCUUGAAAGGUGAAGUUGAUGUGCAGAGUACGUUAGGGAAAGGUACUACCGUUUCAGUAGCUUUAAGGUUACCAGCAGGGCCUGCGGAACAAGCACGAGUUGACUCAGGACCUACCGAGACACCUCCGCAAUUGAAGGACAAGACCGUGAGCGUCGUGUUCCCCUCAAGCAGUAUGGGCGGGUCUGGAGAGAUAAUGCGCGAUUCGAUCAUGAUGGGUUGCCAUGGUUGUCACAUGAAAACACAUUCAACUUUCGAUCCAGACAAAUUCCGCCCAGAUGUCUUGAUAACGGAGCCGAUUUCCUUGAUCAAUAUCCUGGGCCGUCAACAAGAGAACGGAUUCACUUUGCAACCGCUUACUGUCAUCUGCAUUUGCAUGGAUCAGACUGAGAGAGAUUUGACAGAAUCAAACACGAGGCGGUUCAUCUCACUCCCAUGGGUGAUCCACAUAAUCGCGCAGCCAUGUGGUCCCCGGAGAUUGGUCAGGAUGCUUCUCGAUCACGACGUUCAAUCCCGAGUGCAGCAGCCACCAAUCCGUCUCGCCGAAUCCUCACCCGCUCCAGGUCCUGUUGUUGGCGACUCUACAGAUGGAAAGAUACCAAUACUUCGUAGUAUCAGCGGACUGACUCUUGGUGCCUCUGCAGUGCCAUCGUCUAUCCAAGGAGCGCAUUCCCCCUUGAUCUCGGCGACGAUGCCGAGCGGACUCACAUCACCCUCUACCAAUAUAGAGGUCUCGGAUCAGGUCCCCGAGACACCCGGUAGCGAAGCACCGUCAGAGUACUUCAAUCCUCGAGUGCUUCUCGUCGACGACAACGCCAUCAACUUGAAACUUCUUGUAGUAUUUGCUCAGCGACAAGGCUUGCGUUAUGCGGAAGCAGUCAACGGAUUGGAAGCUUUGAACCUAUACAAACGUGACGCACUGAGCACAGAUCCACCCACCAGACCGUUCGACUUCAUCCUCAUGGAUCUGUCGAUGCCGGUAAUGGGGGGCUUGGAGAGCACGCGGUCCAUCCGGCAAUUUGAGACCGAAAUGAAUCUGAAGAAAAGCAGCAUUGUAGCCUUGACGGGACUGGCUAGCGCCCAGGACCAGCAAGAUGCGUACGAUGCUGGCGUGGAUGAGUACUUGGUGAAGCCCGUCAAAUUUGCGGAUAUCAAGAGAGUGUUUGGGACGAAAUGA
Periconia digitata is the source of this 3625-nucleotide messenger RNA. Lineage: Eukaryota; Fungi; Ascomycota; Dothideomycetes; Pleosporales; Periconiaceae. The record is from the annotation of a GenBank genome assembly.